Molecule: messenger RNA, 384 nt
Organism: Hibiscus syriacus
Lineage: Eukaryota; Viridiplantae; Streptophyta; Magnoliopsida; Malvales; Malvaceae
Product: WAT1-related protein At1g68170-like
Exons: 2
Coding region: 1-384 (127 amino acids)
Cellular component (GO): plasma membrane
Molecular function (GO): transmembrane transporter activity
Source: RefSeq, a predicted model, not a curated record
AUGGUGUUGGUUCAAGUAAUAUUUGGUGUGAUGAAUGCACUUUACAAAUUGGCAGCAAACGAUGGGAUGAGCUUGCGAAUCAUCGUGUCUUAUAGAUUCAUAUUUGCCACUGCUGUUAUGAUUCCUCUUGCUCUCGUUGCUGAAAGACUAGAAAAGCUUGCAUUGAGGACAACGGCAGGGAAGGCAAAGGUUUUGGGAACUGUAGUUGGAAUAGGCGGGGCAAUGGUACUCACGUUAUACAAAGGACUCCCAAUCAAUAUAACAACCCAUAUUAACCUUCGUCCUAAUGGCUCUAACUCCUCAGAUGCUACUCAUCAUCUAUUGGGUGCUUUGUUGGCCUUUGUCUGCUGCAUUUGUUAUGCUCUUUGGAUGAAAAUUAGCUGA